This is a messenger RNA of Acipenser ruthenus (sterlet), 2917 nucleotides long. Its product is annotated as zinc finger and SCAN domain-containing protein 31-like. Gene Ontology annotation, molecular function: DNA-binding transcription factor activity; RNA polymerase II cis-regulatory region sequence-specific DNA binding. The record is from RefSeq and is a predicted model, not a curated record. Lineage: Eukaryota; Metazoa; Chordata; Actinopteri; Acipenseriformes; Acipenseridae. The coding region runs from base 348 to 1934 and encodes 528 amino acids. Gene Ontology annotation, biological process: regulation of transcription by RNA polymerase II. The transcript is spliced from 3 exons.
UUGUCAGACCGCGCUGAUCGGUUUGUAUUUUGUGAUUGGUAUAUUCCUCGUCCUGUGGGAGACAGACCCGUUCAGACACUGAGGGAGAGCAGAGAGGAGAAGAGAACAAAGAGAGACUAACAGCACGCAGGUGACAUCCAGGGAGGGGCUGACGUGAGCUGACUGCAAGAGAGGGGUUUAAAUAUGCAGUGCAGUCUAGUCUACACAGAUUACCUGUCGCUGUCCGUUUGAGCUGCCUAUUUACCCUGAAGAGAAGAAUUGAACGUUCAGAGCACUAGAGCCGUGCUGCACAUCCCACUGACAAUACCUGAAGACUGCCUUAUCUUGGUGAAAGUGAAGGAACAAAGAUGGAAUCUGUUUACAUUAAACAGGAGGAGGUUGUGGAACUGGCACCUAUCUGCAUUAAACAGGAGAUGCCUGAACUGGAGCCUGUCCACAUUAAAGAAGAGACUGAACUAGAGCCUGUCCACAUUAAAGAAGAAGAGACUGAACUGGAGCCUGUCCACAUGAAAGAAGAGACUGAACUGGAGCCUGUCCACAUGAAAGAAGAAGAGACUGAACUGGAGCCUGUCCACAUGAAAGAAGAAGAGACUGAACUGGAGCCUGUCCACAUUAAAGAAGAGACUGAACUGGAGCCUGUCCACAUGAAAGAAGAAGAGACUGAACUGGAGCCUGUCCACAUUAAAGAAGAGACUGAACUGGAGCCUGUCCACAUGAAAGAAGAAGAGACUGAACUGGAACCUGUCCACAUGAAAGAAGAAGAGACUGAACUGGAGCCUGUCCACAUUAAAGAAGAGACUGAACUGGAGCCUGUCCACAUUAAAGAAGAGACUGAACUGGAGCCUGUCCACAUGAAAGAAGAAGAGACUAAACUGGAGCCUGUCCACAUUAAAGAAGAGACUGAACUGGAGCCUGUCCACAUUAAAGAAGAGACUGAACUGGAGCCUGUCCACAUGAAAGAAGAAGAGACUGAACUGGAGCCUGUCCACAUUAAAGAAGAGACUGAACUGGAGCCUGUCCACAUUAAAGAAGAGACUGAACUGGAGCCUGUCCACAUUAAAGAAGAGACUGAACUGGAGCCUGUCCACAUUAAAGAAGAGACUGAACUGGAGCCUGUCCACAUUAAAGAAGAGACUGAACUGGAGCCUGUCCACAUGAAAGAAGAAGAGACUGAACUGGAGCCUGUCCACAUUAAAGAAGAGACUGAACUGGAGCCUGUCCACAUUAAAGAAGAGACUGAACUGGAGCCUGUCCACAUUAAACAAGAGGAGACUGAACUGGAGCCUGUCCACAUUAAAGAAAAGACUGAACUGGAGUCUUUCUGCAUUGAAGAGGAGUCUAUUGACUUGCUGUUUAAGGAUUCAGAAAACAUAUCCCUGCCAAAGAUAUCACAUCAAUGUACUGAAUGUGGGAAGAACUUCAGUCAGUUAAGAAGCCUAAAAAGACACCAGAGAAUUCAUACUGGAGAGAAGCUGCAUCACUGCAGUGACUGUGGGAAGAGCUUCAGUCAGUCAGGACACCUAAAAUCACACCAGCGAACUCACACUGGAGAGAAGCCGCAUCACUGUUCUGACUGUGGGAAGAGCUUCAUUCGGUUAGGAAGCCUAAAACAACACCAGCGAAUUCACACUGGAGAGAAGCCAUAUCGCUGUUCUGAAUGUGGAGAUUGCUUCAGUAUGUCAGGAAGCCUAAAAAGACACCAGCGAAUUCACAGUGGAAAGAAGCCGUAUCAUUGUGUUAAAUGUGGGAAGAGUUUCAGUCUGUCAGGAAACCUAAAAAGACACCAGAGAAUUCACGCUGGAGAGAGGCCGCAUCACUGCUCUGACUGUGGGAAGAGCUUCAGUCAGUUAGGACACCUAAAAUCACACCAGCAAACUCACACUGGAGAGAAGCCACAUCACUGCUUUGACUGUGGGAAGAGCUUCAGGCGGUAAGGAAGCUUAAAAAACACAGGUGAAUUCACACAGGAGAGAAGCUGUAUCACUGCCCUGAUGGUGGGAAGCGCUUCAUUCAGUUAGGAAGCCUAAAACAACACCAGCAAAUUCACACUGGAGAGAAGCCGUAUCACUGCACUAAAUGUGGGAAGAGUUUCAGUCUGUCAGGAAACCUAAAAACACACCAGCAAAUUCACAGUGGAAAGAAGCUGUAUCACUGUACAAAAUGUGGCAAUACAUUUGCUUUCUGUGGUUAAGUGAAAAGACAUAAAUACCAGUUUUGAAAAUGCAGAUGAAGCUGAUAGAAAUCAAUAUUCCAGGCAGUGUUACAAUGGUCCUUGUUUUCGGUCCUUCCAGUCCAGGUCUUUGCUUCAACCAGAUUGUAGAUUAAUGAAUCAACCUUCUUAUAAAUCAUUCAGGACCUAAUUGGAAGCGAGGGCCACUGCUUUAUACCAAUCAAAACUGAGUGUGAUGCUCCAGUGAUAUUUUUUGAAAGGAAUCCUGUCUAUGUGCCAGCCUAAGGGUGUUUAAUCAUGUUUUAGCAUAAAUGUGAGAAUGAGUGUGUGCCAAAGCAGCUGUGCUUGCAUUUCAAUCAGUAGUAUAAGUAGGCUAUGACUACCUGCAACCUUUAUGAAUUGUGUAUGAACCUGAAUAUGGUUAUUAUUAUGGGGGGUAUCAAUUUCAUUAAUAGGGGUAAUGAAUACUACAUGAAUAACAUCAUGAAUAAGGGCCGGCAUGACAACAUGAAUAGGCCACUGCGGUCGCGCAGACAUGGUUAAGGUUUGAAUGAAAGUCCUGUUUACAGUCGGUUUUACAAGCAGCUCAAAAGGGAGGUAACAUCCCACCAAUAUGCAUUUUUAUGUGUGGUCGGAUUGGCAGGCUCAUCAAACCAUGUGAAUGGGGUAGCAUUUGGCUGAAUACUUUUUGAGAUACAGAGUGGCAAAAAGCAGCAUUUUUUUUUAAUAUACCUGGAUCUCAAAAAG